CAGUCCACAGCUCAACAGCUCCCAGUCACACUCAGCAAUAAAAUGACUUGCCCUUGGCCUUGUCUUUCUUCUCUCAUUAGCCUUUUCGGCUCUCUCUGUCUCCCAUAGCUGUAGAGAUAUUCCCACACGCCUCUCUCUUUCUAUCUUUGUCUCUCCUCUCCCUUCUUCUUCCCCUUCUUAUAUAUAGCUCUCACAAACAAUUAAACAAACUCAGAAUAAAGGAAAACCAGAGCAAAAGAAGAAAAACCAUUUAAUUUUUGGACCCAAAUAGAAGAAAAAGAAAAGGAAAGAUGGGUUUCUCUCAUCUGGGAUUGUUUGUCUGUGCUUGCCAUGUGCUUGUUCUAGGAGCUCUUGCUUCUGCUUCAUCCAGAAAUUUACCAAUCAUAUCCUUUGAUGAAGGGUAUAACAAGCUUUUUGGAGACGACAACCUCAUGAUCCUUAGAGAUGGGAAAUCCGUUCAUCUCUCACUGGACGAACGGACGGGGUCUGGAUUUGUUUCUCAGGACCUCUACCAUCAUGGAUUUUUCAGUGCUUCCAUUAAGUUGCCCGCUGAUUAUACUGCUGGAGUUGUUGUUGCCUUUUAUAUGUCAAAUGGUGACAUGUUUCCGAAGAACCAUGACGAAAUUGAUUUUGAGUUUUUGGGGAAUAUACGAGGCAAAGAAUGGAGGAUUCAGACCAAUGUUUAUGGCAAUGGAAGCACCAGCACCGGCAGAGAAGAGAGAUACAAUCUCUGGUUUGAUCCUUCUGAUGAUUUCCAUCAGUACAGUAUUCUCUGGAGUGACUCUCAGAUCAUAUUUUAUGUGGACGAUGUUCCCAUUAGAGAGGUUAAGAGAACAGAAUCAAUGGGUGGUGACUUUCCCUCUAAGCCAAUGUCAUUGUAUGCCACAAUAUGGGAUGGAUCUGAUUGGGCUACCAAUGGUGGAAAAUACAGAGUGAAUUACAAGUAUGCCCCGUAUUUGGCCCAGUUCUCUGACCUUGUUCUACACGGCUGUGCAGUUGAUCCAAUUGAACAGUUAUCCAAGAAGUGUGAUAACAUCCGAAGUUCUGAAUCGGUACCUACUGGUGUUACACGCCUACAAAGAAUUAAAAUGGAUAGUUUCAGGAAGAAGCACAUGACAUACUCGUACUGCUAUGACAGAAUCCGAUACAAGUCUCCUCCUCCAGAGUGUGUGAUUAAUCCCCAAGAAGCUGAAAGGCUGCGAGUGUUUGACCCCGUCACAUUCGGGAAAGGGAGACGCCACCAUGGAAAGCAUCACCACCGGAGCAGAGGAAGCCAGGCAGAGGGCCACUUCUAUAUGAAUAUAUAAGAUUCUCAUAUGAGCAAGCACUAUGUUCAUCUCCAUUGGCAUUCAGUUGAUGUUGCUGAGUCAGUUUUUCGGUGUAUAGAGAGGAGAAGCACAAAUUUAUUGAGGGUGGAUAGAGUUUUUAUAUGGUUGGGUUGGGGGGGGCAUGUGUGUAUAGGUCAUAUACCUUUAGAUGAUGGUUCCCAGUUAUCAUUCAUGCUUGUCUUUGGCUUUACAAAUUGAAUCUAGUGAUGAUUUCUGUACUUUUGACACGCCCUCAUGGGUUCAAUAAAUAUUUUAAGCAUAUGGAAUUUACUAUAAUAUGUAGUAGGCGUGGAUUUCCCUUUUGUUA
Messenger RNA from Prunus dulcis (almond), 1635 nucleotides. Its product is annotated as probable xyloglucan endotransglucosylase/hydrolase protein 28. Lineage: Eukaryota; Viridiplantae; Streptophyta; Magnoliopsida; Rosales; Rosaceae. Gene Ontology annotation, molecular function: xyloglucan:xyloglucosyl transferase activity; hydrolase activity, hydrolyzing O-glycosyl compounds. Gene Ontology annotation, biological process: cell wall biogenesis; xyloglucan metabolic process. The record is from RefSeq and is a predicted model, not a curated record. The transcript has 4 exons. Gene Ontology annotation, cellular component: apoplast; cell wall. Bases 291 to 1307 code for a protein of 338 amino acids.